AUGUCGAAUAUGGUCGAUAUUAUUAUUAUUGUGAUUGUGUUGGUUAUGCUUUGGUGCCGCGGACGCUCAGGCAAGGCAGCAGUAGCAGACUAUGAAGAAGUGGUGCUGGAACAGCUAGCUGAUGUGACAAAUGAUGAACAAAACAGCAUGCAAACUUAUAUAGUUUGGGUUGAAAAGCCGGUCUCUCAGAAAUUUUCUCUGCAAUCGAAUGAAGAUUUAGAGAGCUGGUACCAGUCAUUCUUGCCUGAAAGUAUUGCAAGCUCAAACCAACAGAUGAACCAGCGAAUGGUUCAUUCAUACCGCAACAUAGCGACAGGUUUUGCUGCAAAACUGACACCCGAGGAAGUGAGAGAAAUGGUAACAAAAGAAGGGUUUGUCUCAGCUCGUCCACAAAGAAUUCUGCCGUUGCAGACUACUCAUACUCCUGACUUCUUGGGGUUGCACCAAGGGUCUGGACUUUGGGAAGCAGCAACUUACGGUAAAGGUGUAAUAAUUGGACUUUUAGAUACCGGGAUUGUACCAGAUCAUCCCUCGUUUAAUGACGAAGGAAUGCCCCCUCCUCCAGCAAAAUGGAAGGGCAAGUGCGAGUUCAAUGAGACAUUGUGCAAUAACAAGCUUAUUGGUGCAAGAAAUUUCAUAGGCGUAGGCAAAGGCCAACCAAAACGAAGAUUUCCAUUUGACAUAGCUGGUCAUGGAAGCCACACAUCUGGCACAGCUGCCGGAAGGUUCGUGGAAGGUGCAAGCGUGUAUGGGCAGGCCAAUGGCACAGCUGCUGGCAUGGCACCAUAUGCUCACUUGGCAAUGUACAAAGUCUGCGAAGGCUUUGGUUGUGCCGAUGCUGACAUUUUUGCUGCUCUAGACGUUGCUAUUGAUGAUGGAGUUGACGUGCUUUCCCUCUCACUUGGUGGCCCCUCACUUCCUUUCUAUGAUGAUGUAAUUGCAAUUGGUGCAUUUGCAGCAAUUCAAAAGGGAAUUUUUUUCAGCUGCGCAGGUGGAAAUUCGGGUCCUUGGAAUCGCACCUUAUCAAAUGAGGCGCCAUGGAUUCUCACAGUUGGAGCAAGCACCACCGACAGAAUAUUAACAUCUGGAUUGCAGAUUGGAGACGAAAAACAGUAUCAUUUUGACGGAAAAUCUUUGUCCCAGCCUGAAGAUUUUGAUUCAACAGUUUUGUUACCUCUCGUUGAUGCGAGCUCAUUUGGCAACCAAUCAUCUUUUUGCAAGGCAGGGUCUCUCGAAAAUGUUGAAGGGAAAAUAGUGUUGUGUGAGACAGGUGGAGGAGUAACAAAUAUUGCCAAAGGGGAAGAAGUGAAAAGAGCUGGUGGUGCAGCCAUGAUUCUUAUGAACAAAGAGAUUGAUGGAUUUAGCACCUUGGCUGAAGCUCACGUGCUACCAGCAACACAUGUGAGUUACGCUGCAGGGUUGCAAAUUAAAUUGUAUAUAAGUUCAACCUCAACACCUAAAGGUACAAUCUUGUUCAACGGCACUGUCAUCGGAGAUGCGCUUGCUCCCAAAGUUGCUUCCUUUUCAUCAAGAGGACCAAACAUUGCAAGCCCCGGAAUUUUGAAACCUGAUGUCAUUGGACCCGGUGUUAGCAUCCUAGCAGCAUGGCCUUAUAAUGUGGAUAAUGUCACACAUCCGAAUCCCAAGGCAUUAUUUAACAUCAUUUCGGGUACCUCAAUGGCCUGUCCUCACCUAAGUGGCAUUGCCGCCUUGCUCAAGAGCACCCACCCUGACUGGUCACCAGCUGCUAUUAAAUCAGCUAUCAUGACUACCGCUGAUGUAUUAAACCUCCUAGGCUCACCCAUCGUGGAUGAAAGUGGCCUUAAACCCGCCGACGUCUUUGCAAUUGGUGCAGGCCAUGUUAACCCUUCAAAGGCGAAUGACCCGGGGCUCAUCUUCGACUUAAAACCAGAGGAUUACAUUCCUUACUUGUGUGGUUUGAAUUACAAUGACACAGCGAUAAAGAUCAUCACCCAACAAGCAGUGAAAUGCUCCCAAGUUGGAGCCAUUCCAGAAGCACAGCUUAAUUAUCCUUCAUUUGCUAUUACAAUAGGCCCCAAUCAGACUCGGACUCAGUAUUAUACAAGGACUGUGAGGAAUGUCGGGCCAGCUACUUCAACCUACAAUUUGGAGCUUUUAGUACCACAUGAAAUGGGCAUGAGUGUGAAUCCUCAGGUGCUUACAUUCACAGAGGUUAACCAGGAGAUUACAUACAAUGUCGAGUUUAAUGCACAUGACGGCGCAGGGAAGGAUGGUGUACCAUUUAGUCAGGGAUACUUGAGAUGGUUUUCCGAUAAGCAUAAUGUUACUACCCCUAUAGCUGUGCUCUUUGACUCUUAA
Molecule: messenger RNA, 2340 nt
Organism: Pyrus x bretschneideri (Chinese white pear)
Lineage: Eukaryota; Viridiplantae; Streptophyta; Magnoliopsida; Rosales; Rosaceae
Product: subtilisin-like protease 3
Exons: 2
Coding region: 1-2340 (779 amino acids)
Biological process (GO): proteolysis
Molecular function (GO): serine-type endopeptidase activity
Source: RefSeq, a predicted model, not a curated record